AUGGGAACCAGGAGGGUGCUGGUGACUGGCUGCUCCUCAGGCAUUGGCUUGGCUGUGGCUGCACGGCUGGCCAAAGAUGAGCUCAGACGGUUUAAAGUGGUUGCCACAAUGAGGGAUCUUGGGAAACGAGGGCCCUUGGAGGAAGCGGCGGGUGACUCCUUAAACAAAACCUUGGAAAUCAAACAGUUAGAUGCCUGUUCUGAAUCCUCCAUCAGAGAGUGUGUCAACAGCCUGCCGGACAGACGGGUGGAUUAUGACGUUAAAUACUCUGCUGUUAUAGUGAACAAUGCUGGUCUUGGUAUGAUUGGACCUCUGGAGUGCCAAAGCAUUGAUGCCAUGAAGGAGCUCUUUGACACAAACUUCUUUGGCCUGGCACGUCUGGUGAAAGAGGUCUUCCCUGACAUGAAGCGGAGGCAGAGCGGCCAUAUUGUCGUGAUGAGCAGCGGCAUGGGAACACAGGGACUUAUUUUCAAUGACGUUUAUUCAGCCUCCAAAUUUGCUGUGGAAGGAUUUUGCGAAAGUCUGGCAGUGCAAGCGUUGAAGUUUAACAUCAAAACAUCACAAUAUGACUCAUUGACUGUAAUGUAACUUUUUUAUUUACAUCUCUGUGUGGUGUAUGAAGACGCUGAGAGUAUGGAUCUUUCAGGGACGGAUUUCUUUCGUGAAAUGUACCUGCUAUACUCUAAAAAGAUUUUUGCCUCAUUAGGCCAGACACCAGAGGAAGUAGCUGAGCAAACCGUUAAAGUGAUCACAGACAAGGAACCCCCUCUGCGCCACCAGACAAACCGCCUGUACAUGCCCAUGACUGCACUGAAGCACGCUGAUCCCACUGGACGUCUGCCUCUGGAUUCCUUCUAUAAGAUGACCUUUAAACAUGACAAAGUGUUCAAUGCUACUCUAGCGAUGCUGCACUUACUGAAGAGAAUAGGAGGGAAGAAAUAA
Messenger RNA from Trematomus bernacchii (emerald rockcod), 942 nucleotides. Its product is annotated as retinol dehydrogenase 8. Lineage: Eukaryota; Metazoa; Chordata; Actinopteri; Perciformes; Nototheniidae. The transcript is spliced from 6 exons. The record is from RefSeq and is a predicted model, not a curated record. Gene Ontology annotation, molecular function: oxidoreductase activity.